AUGGGCUGCGCCGUGAGCACCACCGGCGAGAAGGAGGCCGCCGAGCGGUCCAAGAAGAUCGACAAGGACCUCCGCGCUGAUGGCGAGCGCGCCGCCAGCGAGGUCAAGCUCCUGCUGCUCGGUGCUGGGGAAUCCGGCAAGUCCACGAUAGUGAAGCAAAUGAAAAUUAUUCACGAGACCGGCUACAGUAAAGAGGAAUGCGAGCAAUACACCCCAGUGGUAUACAGCAAUACGAUACAAAGUCUAAUGACGAUAAUCAGAGCCAUGGGAGACCUUAGAAUCGAUUUUGCCGAACCUAGUAAAGCGGAUAUGGCACGACAAUUUUUCACCCUAGCAUCGGCGGCGGAGGAGGGCGAGCUGACCGGGGAACUAGUGCUAUUAAUGAAGCGAUUAUGGCAGGACCCGGGACUGCAGCUCUGUUUCGCGCGUAGUAGGGAAUACCAGCUCAACGACUCGGCAGCAUACUACCUUAACGCACUUGACCGCAUAACGCAACACAAUUACAUCCCGACGCAGCAGGAUGUUCUGCGAACGCGCGUCAAAACCACCGGAAUCGUGGAGACUCAUUUUUCUUUCAAGGGCCUGCACUUCAAAAUGUUCGAUGUUGGAGGCCAACGGUCUGAGAGAAAGAAGUGGAUACACUGUUUCGAGGGCGUCACCGCGAUCAUCUUCUGCGUCGCUCUGAGUGGCUACGACCUGGUAUUGGCGGAGGACGAGGAGAUGAAUCGGAUGAUAGAGUCAAUGAAGCUGUUCGACUCGAUUUGCAACAGCAAGUGGUUCGUCGAAACGUCGAUCAUACUGUUCCUGAAUAAAAAAGACCUGUUCGAGGAGAAGAUCACCAGGAGCCCGCUCACCAUCUGCUUCCCGGAGUACAAGGGUGCCAACACUUAUGAGGAGUGCGCCUCUUACAUCCAGAUGAAAUUCGAGAAUCUGAACAAGAGGAAGGAUCAGAAGCAGAUUUACACGCACUUCACGUGCGCCACAGACACGUCCAAUAUACAGUUUGUGUUCGACGCCGUGACUGACGUAAUAAUUAAGAACAACUUGAGUAAUUGCGGAUUACUGAGUUAAACAUUCCAAUACUCGAUCAGCAAAUUAUCGAACAAGAAAGGAUAUAUCUUAACACGUUGACGACUCGUUGAUCUUUAUGAAUUCGGGAGAAUGACGAAGAGACUGAUCGAAAGUUGUAAGAAAGACGUAUCCGUAAACACGAAUACAUAUUAAUUAUGCGAGGAUUUUAUUCACAUACACACACACACACACACAAACACAUGCACACACAUUAGGCUCUUGGAAUAUUUUAUCACGAUAUAUUGUAACUCUUUACUCGAUUCUAUAAUCUUUAAUCAAAUGUCCUUUGUAAAAAAAAUUCUGCGUAAAUUUUUCUGGAUUUCUAGCACGAAUGUUAUUCCUUAACUUAUUGAUUUUACGUUCGGCGAUUAGACAACGAAGUAUUCUCAAAUUACGAACAAAGUAUUCAAAAUAUUCGGGAGUCAUAUAUCAAGCCGAGGCAUUUUGCGUUGUCGUCAAGAAUACUUUUUUUGUGCACUGUUUAUGAAUGUGUAGUAAUUACUUUUGGAAAUCAAUUAACAUAUUGAUUUAAGUAAUCACUUCUAAAGAGAUUUCAAUUCCUUGUUUAUCUUUCUUUAGGUUAAUAAAUUUUUUACUAUUUUUUUUUUCUAUGAGAUGAAAGCAAUAUUUCCGGAUAGUGCGUAAAGAAAAAAGGAAAAAGAAUUCGAGGCGAUAAUGUUAAAUAUAUAAAACAUAUUGUUCACUUACUCCCGAUUAAGAUCAGAAAUGUUGCUUUGUUUUUGCUAAAUGUAUUUAACUAUACUAACCAAGAACUAGAUAGCUAUUAAUUUAGUGAUAUCCUUGUAUAUAAUUUAUUACGCUAAAAGUGAUUACGUAUUAAGUGAAGAACACGUCUCUGCUCAUAUCUUGCAUUAUAACGACAAAUAGAAAUUCAACAUCUUGACGGACAUUAGACAUAGCUCUCUGUGCUUCUUUUUUUUUACAAUAUAUAUUGAGCAAUUCGAAAGAAAAUUUUUUGUACAAGCUUCUCUUUUUUUAUAUAUACGUAUUAAUAAGUGAUGAAACCGAGGGGUGUCGUUUUCAAUCUUCGAUUCACCAAACGGACGUAAUGACGUUAGUAUUAGUAAACAAGCAAGUCGAAAUCAAAUCUCUUUAUACAGUUUAGAUCAAUAAAUGAAAUCUCUUCUUUUUUAA
This is a messenger RNA of Temnothorax curvispinosus, 2226 nucleotides long. RefSeq names its product guanine nucleotide-binding protein G(i) subunit alpha (gene Galphai). Bases 1 to 1071 code for a protein of 356 amino acids. NCBI's taxonomy places the organism in Eukaryota, Metazoa, Arthropoda, Insecta, Hymenoptera, Formicidae. Gene Ontology annotation, cellular component: heterotrimeric G-protein complex. Gene Ontology annotation, molecular function: G protein-coupled receptor binding; GTPase activity; GTP binding. Gene Ontology annotation, biological process: adenylate cyclase-modulating G protein-coupled receptor signaling pathway. The transcript has 4 exons. The record is from RefSeq and is a predicted model, not a curated record.